UCAGCCAGCACAUUUCAAACAGCAAACUGGAAGUCAUUUAAAAAGAAAGCCAACCAUUCUCACACUCUGUCCUGCUCAAAUGGCUUUACUGGGUGCUGUUGGUUGCAUGCAAAUGUUCCUAUCUGCCACUGAGACCAUACUUGCGGCUCCACAGUACUGCUUGUUUGCAGUCAUGUAUUUCAGAGUGUGUAGUUUCACUUUUACCGUAUGAAUCAUAUCCUCAGGGAACUGCAGAAAUGCCCUUUCGUCAUCGGCACUCGGAUCCGUGUUGUCAAAAUGAGAAACAGAUUCAAUCUGGUGCCAACUUCUCAGCCAUGAAAAAAGCUCUGAUGCCUCUGGAGAUGGGAGCAGGUGGCAUGCAGCCAUCGGCAGUUCUUGCACUUGGACCUUGUCCUUUCAGUUUGAGCUCACUGGAGAGUUUGUAAACCUGACUUGCAUCAAGCCUGAGGUGCUUUUUGGGAGUCCUUACAGCUUACUGCUGGAGUUUCACUUUUGUCAUUCUGGGCUGUGAGCCAAACGAAAGUCAUACACUACCCCUUAGCCCAGGCUAGUGAUGAAAUAAACCAUGGCUAGCCCCUCCUCUCAGUGUUAUUAGCAUGGGGAAACCACUAGCAUCUCCAUAUCCCAUCGUGGCAAGAAAGUGAGCAGGAAUUCUGGCUGUGUCUUUUCUGACAUCGGUGCUGUUUGCAUACUUGCCUCUGGCUGUCCUGAAGAUAAGCAUCAUGGAAGCACCACACUCGAUGGAGAAUGGAAAUACUCCACAGAACAGGAAAUGUUGUAAAGUAGUUCUAUAUACUUCAAUAUUUGUUUUGAUUUUCAUCUCAUUCCUGGUUUCUGCAGUCUUCUAUUUGCUCCAUGAUAAACAGCCACGGGGGACGUGCUGGGCACAUGGAUCUUUAAUAAAAUCUACUCCAACGAAAGACAGAGGUAGCAUGACCUGGGAAUGGAGCUUUGAACACUGCCAGGGCUUGGUGGAGCAUUGCAACGAAUGCCUGAUAAUCAUGGAGAACGGCAGCUACUUCAUCUACGCCCAGGUCAGCCGCAAAACGACGACGGAUGAGUCUUUUGCACUUGUGCUGUACAAGGAGCCACACAUUGCUCUCACUGUGGCUGUGGGGCACAACUCGGGGGAUGAAAAUGGUACAGUAAAUUUUGGCAGACCUUUUCAUCUGCGUAAGGGAGAUAAACUGCAUUGCGAGGUAAACAUUAAUUCUAGAAGUAUUCUCUCUGGACAUCAGACUUACUGGGGCCUCUAUAAAAUCUAGCAGGGUUCUGCUCUGAGUCAGCUCCUCCCUUACAUCCUCCAAGAAACCUUAGGGCACUUAUAAUCAUGGAUGAAGAGCUUGCUAUUUCUCUAUACAUGGAGUUCAUUUUGCUGGAGUGCAUGUCAUAGCAGGCUGGCAUCCUGCAGAGACAGAAUAAACCAUAAAACAAAGUAAAUAGCAAACUUUCAUAAUACUGCAUGGACCUCGAUCGCAAAGUACAAGAGAAAGAUGUUUCUGGAAGGAAGAGCCCUUGGUGCAUCACAGGAUUGACCCAAAGAUCCUGGAAAAACAGGUGCCUAUAUUCAGUGCCCUGAACUGAGGGGGAGCUCUGCUUUGUAAGUGGUGGCACUGCAGAGCUGGGUACCUGCUGGAAUCUCUGUCCCUUCUAAUAAAGGUGCUAUGCAAAACUAA
Molecule: messenger RNA, 1676 nt
Organism: Coturnix japonica (Japanese quail)
Lineage: Eukaryota; Metazoa; Chordata; Aves; Galliformes; Phasianidae
Gene: TNFSF18
Product: TNF superfamily member 18
Biological process (GO): immune response; regulation of T cell proliferation; T cell proliferation involved in immune response
Cellular component (GO): membrane; cell surface
Molecular function (GO): tumor necrosis factor receptor binding
Source: RefSeq, a predicted model, not a curated record